AUGGAAGAAAAGACGAAAGGUGUGACGUCAGAGCUCGAAACAUCGGAGAGUGACGACUCUGGGAGCCCAGAUUACGUCUCAGACUAUGAAGAAGGGCAGUUUAGGUCUCCGAAAUAUAGGAACAAGAUCCUAUCGGAGCCAGAACAGCCAACAAAUAAAUCGUUGGAAGGGGAGGUGGACCAAAUCCUCCAAGAAGAGAAGCAACUGAUGGAGGCACUGCAAACUAAACAGGCCGCCAUCAAUAAAUUUGAAGACAGCCUGAAAAAACUAAAGGAGGAAAUAGAGCCACUCCUCAGUCAACUCAAGCUUAAGCAGAAAAAACAUGCGGAAAAACUAAAUUUAUCAGCUGAAUUUUACUUCCAACAGGAUAACGACCCGAAACACACGUCGUUUGUUGUGAAGGAAUGGUUGCUGUAUAAUGCCAGAAACCAGCUGAAGACCCCACCUCAGUCACCGGACCUCAAUCCGAUUGAGCACUUGUGGGAAGAAAUCAAGCGAAGGCUCAAGAAUUUCAAUCCAAGCAACAAAAACGAAUUGAAGGCGAAGAUUACAAAGCAAUGGUGUGGUGAUGAACUAGGUAUUGGCGGGGGUUGCGGUGUUGGCUGUGUUGGCGGGGUUGGCGGUCUUGGUGAUGUUGGUGAUGUUGGCGGUGUUGGCGGUGUUGGCGGGGUUGGCGGUGUUGGGGGGGUUGGCGGUGUUGGUGGUGUUGGCGGGGUUGGCGGUGUUAUUGGUGUUAGUAGUGGUGCUGGUAGCAGUAGCUGUGGUAGUAAUGGUUGA
Eupeodes corollae is the source of this 777-nucleotide messenger RNA. RefSeq names its product putative mediator of RNA polymerase II transcription subunit 17. Gene Ontology annotation, molecular function: nucleic acid binding. The transcript is spliced from 3 exons. The record is from RefSeq and is a predicted model, not a curated record. The coding region runs from base 1 to 777 and encodes 258 amino acids. Lineage: Eukaryota; Metazoa; Arthropoda; Insecta; Diptera; Syrphidae.